UAGACAUUCACUAGUCGUAUCUAUCUUAGGUAGACAGUUUAUUCUUCAAACAACAUUCUAUCAUCUUCCACUCCUAUUAUCUACCACGGUACCUACCUAGUAGUUAAAGUGUUCGUAUUGCUGCUCAGAACUACCUGAUUUUCAAGACCAUGCCGAAAGUGUUGAUAUUCGGCACCGGCAGCCUCGGCACUUGCUACGCCUGGGCGCUAUCAAACGCGGUCGGGCAGGACAACAUCACCGCGAUAUGCCGGUCUAACUACGAGGUUGCGUCCCGGAAUGGCUUCACGAUCCACUCGAACCUGUGGGGCGAUAACCUGACGUUCCAACCCCGCAUCGCGAGGUCCGUCGCCGAGGCCGUGCAGCAGCUAUCUCUGGACCAGCAGCAAUUCUUCGACUUCGUGGUCGUCGCCGCGAAGGCCGUCCCCGCCGACCCGUCGGUAGCCGAAGUCAUCGGCCCCGCCGUCGCGAAGGGCAAGACGGCCGUCGUCCUGCUGCAGAACGGCAUCGGCAUCGAGGACGAGUACGCCCGGCUGUACCCGGACAACCCGCUCCUGAGCACCGUCGCCUACUUCCCCGCCACCCAGGUCUCGCCCGCCGUCGUCCACCACAAGGAGGUCGAGAUGCUGCACGUCGGCACGUACCCGGCGGACGCGCCGGCGCCGCAUAAGGACGCCGCGCGGGAGUUCGCCGAGCUGCUGGGCAAGGGGGGCGCCACGGCCAAGCUGCACGACGACGUCCAGCGCAAGCGCUGGGGAAAGCUGCUGGUGAACGCCUCCUGGAACCCCAUAUGUGCGCUCACGCGGCUGCGGGACCGGGAGUUCGUCGCGGCGAGCCUGGGUCUGGGGCUGGGCGCGGGGGAGGAUGAGCGGGGUGAUGAUGGCGUGCGGUUCAUCAAGGACGUGAUGAUGGAGAUCGCGUCGGUGGCGCAGGCGUACGGGUACAGAGACGUGAACGAGGAGAUGGUGGAUUUCCAGAUCGGACGGGCUGUAGUGCGCGACUUACCGGGCGUGCAGCCGUCUAUGCUGGGGGAUGCGUUCGACAAGAAGAGCAUGGAGGUCGAUGCUAUUGUGGGCAAUGUGGUGAGGCUUGCGAGGAAGAAGGGGUUGGAUGUGCCGAUGCUUAGGACGAUUUAUCUCCUGGCUAACGGGCUUAGCGAGAGCUUUACUCGCAAGAAGAUUCAGGCAUAAAAUAUCCAAGGAGCGUUCUAUCACAGCAAGAAAACAAGAAUCCCAGAAAUUGGCUUCUUUGACCGCCUGAAAACUUUACUGUCCAGGGAUUUUGUAUUGUUAUACAGGUUUAGGUUACAUGUAUGUAUAUAGGAUAGGGCAUUGCUCGAGUAGUUGCCAUCCAAGUGCAGACGGUUUAUUCCAUAACCACGGUAGCUCCCAGCUCCUUCAUCGUAGCCACGAUCUUCUCAGCCUCCUCCUUGGGUACCGACUCCUUCAUCAUCUUCGGCGCGCUU
This is a messenger RNA of Daldinia caldariorum, 1462 nucleotides long. RefSeq names its product 2-dehydropantoate 2-reductase. Gene Ontology annotation, molecular function: 2-dehydropantoate 2-reductase activity. Gene Ontology annotation, biological process: pantothenate biosynthetic process. The coding region runs from base 150 to 1187 and encodes 345 amino acids. Gene Ontology annotation, cellular component: cytoplasm. The record is from RefSeq and is a predicted model, not a curated record. The transcript has a single exon. Lineage: Eukaryota; Fungi; Ascomycota; Sordariomycetes; Xylariales; Hypoxylaceae.